This is a messenger RNA of Rangifer tarandus platyrhynchus (Svalbard reindeer), 1095 nucleotides long. The record is from the annotation of a GenBank genome assembly. NCBI's taxonomy places the organism in Eukaryota, Metazoa, Chordata, Mammalia, Artiodactyla, Cervidae.
AUGUUGGUGACAUUUAAGUCUCCUCAGGUAUGGAGGCUAUCAGGAAUUCGGGCAUAUUUUGAGGUCAUUCCAGAACAAAAAUGUGAAAACACAGUGUUGGUCAAAGAAAUCACUGGUUUUGAAGGGAAACUUUCAAGUCCAUAUUACCCAAGCUACUAUCCUCCAAAAUGCAAGUGUACCUGGAAAUUUCAGUCUCCCCUCUCAACUCUUGGCAUAGCAUUGAAAUUCUGUAACUAUUCAAUAGCCAAGAAGAGCAUGAGAGGCUGUGACCAUGGAUGGUGGGAAAUCAAUGAGCACAUGUACUGCAGCUCCUGCAUGGAUCACCAGACGAUUUUCCGAGUGCCCGGCUCUCUGGUUCACAGUCAGCUGCAGUGCAGUUCAAUGCUUUCGGACAAGCCGCUUUUGGUGGAAUAUGGCAGUUACAACAUCAGUCAACCCUGUCCUGUUGGAUCUUUUAGAUGCUCCUCUGGACGGCCGGGUGAGCAGAACCGCACUCACAGUAUUCCAUGCAACAACAGAACUUUUAAGUGUGGCAAUGAUGUUUGCAUUAGGAAACAAAAUGCAAAAUGUGAUGGCAACGUGGAUUGUCCAGAUGGAGGUGAUGAAGAAGGCUGCAGCUGCAGCAGCAGUUCCCCCACCCUCCACCGCAUCAUCGGGGGCACCGAUACCCAGGAGGGGGGUUGGCCGUGGCAAGUCAGCCUCCACUUCGUUGGAUCUGCCUACUGUGGCACCUCAGUCAUCUCCAGGGAGUGGCUCCUCUCUGCCGCCCACUGUUUCCAUGGAAGCAGGCCGUCUGACCCCACGCCGUGGACCGCGCACCUUGGCAUGUACGUGCAGGGGAACGCCAAGCUCGUCUCCCCGGUGAGGAGAAUCGUGGUCCACGAGCACUACAACAGCCAGACCUUUGACUACGACAUUGCCUUGCUGCAGCUCAGUGUCGCCUGGCCUGAGGCCCCGAAGCAGCUCGUUCAGCCAGUGUGCAUCCCUCCUGCCGGCCAGAAAGUGCGCAGUGGAGAGAAGUGCUGGGUGACCGGCUGGGGCGCAGGCACGAAGCAGACAGUGAAGGCUCCCCUGUUUUGCAGCAAGCAGACGUAG